Molecule: messenger RNA, 1003 nt
Organism: Cuscuta campestris
Lineage: Eukaryota; Viridiplantae; Streptophyta; Magnoliopsida; Solanales; Convolvulaceae
Source: the annotation of a GenBank genome assembly
GGGGAAUUUAUUUUCCUUCAAAAAAGUGGAUAAUUGACCCGAUUGAACAGUGGGAGUCCGAAAUCAUCAACCCGACCGUAGAAAUCUGCUUCGUGACAUUCGUCCGGAUCCUGGGAAAUCAAUCCCCACCGUCUUCUCUACUCUACUUCAUUUUCCGUAGGGUUCUUGAACCUAUGGACAUUUUGUACUGUCUCUAAGGAAAAACAUGUCAGCUCCAAAUGAGGAUGCUAUCACAUCUCAUUCUGAGCUCCCAUCACAUGUCUUCAAUGAACUUCUUGAUUCCAUUAUGAUUGAUGUUGCAUCUGAGUGUCACCGAAUAGCGAAACUGGGACUUGACCGCAACCUAGACGAAGUGGAGGAAGAAGUGCACUUGUCAGCACAGGCUUGUGCCAUGGCUUCUGAUCCAAGCAAUAGUUCUGAAGCAAGCAGCAAAUUCGUUGUGGAUAUAUAUGGACAAACCCACCCUCCUGUGGCUGAUGAAGUGUUUGAUUGUAUGAACUGUGGCCGGUCCGUUAUGGCUGGACGGUUUGCCCCUCAUCUAGAGAAAUGCAUGGGGAAGGGGAGGAAGGCGCGCCCCAAGGCAACAAGAAGCAGCACUGCUGCGCGAAACCGGCACACGCAAGGAAGCCCAGUUUCUGCACACUCCUCAUACUUCAAUUCCACAAGCACGGACCCGGCGUCCCAUGCGAGUUCGGGCAUUGCAGGAAAUGUGUACACAAAUGGCACAAGAGAAGAGCCUUAACAUGCAUGACCUCAGUUAAUGCUUCAAGAACUGGAAGCACCAACUUCUUGGCUAUGUCACCUGUGAGUGAUCCUGUGAAGAUUUUUGUAGCUGCAUUCUUGCUAGGUUUAUGAACAGGUGGAGAUGAUCUCGAGUUGUUAAUUGAGUCAUGCAGAUGCAGUGUGAAAAUGGCCUCAAAGGUGUGUUUGGUUGAAGGGGGUGGAAAUUAUAAGAUUUUUGUACAUUUUUCCAUCCGUCCCAAAAAAAAUUCCACACUUUCGU